GCUUUUGCUAAACUCUCUCCUAAUGUUGUAUACUGUAAUUAAUGGUUCGUUAGAAGCUAAAUCUGAAGGAAAAAAAUCAAUAAUUAGAGAGGGUGAUGAUUUUGGAAAAUUAUCAAUUUUGAAUAAUGAAUUCAAAAAUGGGAAUCAACAAAAAAAUAAUUUAAGACAAACAACGGUUUUAACUUCACAAAAUGACUGUCAAUUAUUAAAAAUAAAUUCUUUUGAUUUUAAACAAUUAAUUUCUGAAAUUGAGUCAAAAACAAUUAGAUUAAAACAAGAAAUACAGGAUUUUAAUGAAGAUUUUCUGAUUUUACAGAAAGAUUCUGAAAAUUUGUAA
Meloidogyne enterolobii is the source of this 337-nucleotide messenger RNA. NCBI's taxonomy places the organism in Eukaryota, Metazoa, Nematoda, Chromadorea, Rhabditida, Meloidogynidae. The record is from the annotation of a GenBank genome assembly.